AUGGAUUUCUCUAGCUCCCUGCCUCCCUCACCUUCUCCAUUAUACACCUCCCCCUUCAUCCCCAACUCCUCCUUCCCCUCCACCUCUCCAUACAUCUCUCCUUCCCCCAGCCUGGCCUCAACCGCUCUCUUCUGCUCCCUCCUGUCCCUCCUGGCUCUCCUGGGCAUUGGGGGGAACCUCUACACCAUGGGUCUCCUCAUCAGACGCAGGAGAGGCAGAAGGAGGCGAGGGUGUUCUAGCUGCUGUUUAGGAGGGAGAGGAGUACCGUUACCAUCCUGCCUCUCCUCCUCUCCCCCCUCCCUCUCCCCUUCCUCCUCUCCCACCUCCUCUUCCUCCACCUCCCUCCACCUCCAGGUGCUGAGUCUAGCUCUGGCGGACCUCCUCUACCUCUUCACGGCUCCCUUCAUCGUGUACGACAGCCUGGCAGCUGACUGGGCGUUUGGGGAGCUGGGCUGUCGCCUCCUCUUCAGCCUGGACCUGAUCACCCUGCACGCCUCCAUCUACACCCUCACCGCCAUGAGUCUGGACCGCUAUCGGGCUGUGGCCAACCCCCUGGCCACCUCGUCCUCCCCCUCCUCUGGGCUGCUCCGUGUGGCCCUGGCCUGGGGCCUGGCGGUGGCACUCAGCCUGCCCAUGAUGAUCACCCUCCACCUGGAGGACGGAGACGACGGACAGCUGUGUGUCCCUGCCUGGGACGAGCAGAGCUCCAAAGUGUAUAUGAGCGUGCUGUUCUGUACCAGUAUGAUAGGGCCGGGGCUGGCCAUCGGGGGGCUGUAUGCUACUCUGGGCCGUCUCUACUGGGUGUCCCAGACCCAGCCCUGGGCCAGUGGUAGUGGGGGUAGCACGUCCUACCCUCCACGGGCUCCAAGGCCCAAGGUCCUGCUCCUCAUCCUGGGGAUAGUUCUGGCCUUCUGGGCCUGUUUCUUGCCCUUCUGGGUGUGGCAGCUGCUGCCGCUAUACCGGCCCGACAUGCUGCGGACAGUACCGGUGGGUACCCAGGUGACGGUGAACCGGAUCCUAACGGGGCUGACGUACGGGAACUCUUGCGUGAACCCAUUCUUCUACACGCUGCUCACAGGGGGGAAACGACGGAGGAACAGGCAGACACCGACGUCAGCGAAUCAGCUCUGCCGCAAGAGCAGUCCGCAGUAGUGUUCGUGACAACACAGACAGUCCGGUAUAAUAGACUGCUCUGGGGGCUGGUGGGGGGCUGCUUACAAACUGUCCGAUUCAAACACCCCCGUCUCCCCCUGAAAUAUCAAAGGGCAUUUCACUGUGUGAUUGUUACUUCAUAAGGACUAUAUUAAAGACAGCACUUUAUAUGCACGGAUGUGACUGGACCAUAUUUCCUAUUUGGAGAUUAAAAAUGUGACGGGCUGAGCGAAAAUACCAAAGCUUCAAAACAAAAGAAAUAUCUCAUUGAUUGUAUGAAUUCACAAAAAUACAUCCACAUACGGGCCAUGAGUGGAGUAUGACAACAGGGAAGCAGUGUUUGUGUGUUCUGUUAUCAUUUAGGGGGCUUUAGUGAAACCGUGCAUUUACAGUAAAAUGACGACGCACUUCUAUCAGUCUGGAAGGCCAGAAAAGGUUUUGCUUUUGAACAGCAACUGAUUGUCACUGGCCAUGACAUAUUUGGAGAUUUUUCUUUAAAAAGUUGUUUAUUGACACAGACUGAUGUUUGAGGGGGUAGAGAGGACCUCGUGUCACGGACCCUUAACGUUUGAUAUGCACCCCUAAAGUCAGACCUUUUUUUAUUAGCAAUACCUGCAUGUUGGGUUUGGACUUUUAUUUUGUAAUGAACUCUGCAAUGCUUUGCAUGGUGACGAUGACGCCUGUAUUUAUA
Oncorhynchus keta (chum salmon) is the source of this 1843-nucleotide messenger RNA. RefSeq names its product urotensin-2 receptor-like. Lineage: Eukaryota; Metazoa; Chordata; Actinopteri; Salmoniformes; Salmonidae. Gene Ontology annotation, biological process: regulation of blood pressure; blood vessel diameter maintenance; neuropeptide signaling pathway. The record is from RefSeq and is a predicted model, not a curated record. The transcript has a single exon. Gene Ontology annotation, molecular function: urotensin II receptor activity. Gene Ontology annotation, cellular component: membrane. The coding region runs from base 1 to 1152 and encodes 383 amino acids.